UCCAAAAUUAAAUAUUUCACUUCUCCGUCCACUGAGUAAACUAAUCAAACCUCUCUCUCUCUCUCUAUUUGGCGGAGAAAAAGUCGCCGAUCCGACUGUGUAAAAUGAUGAGCCAUGGUGGUGGUGGUGGCGGCGGAGGAGGAGACGCUGAACGUAUGUUAGCUCAAGCAGAGAAGCUACUCUUAAGCGGAGACUUAAACGGUUCAAAAACCUAUGCGAUCCGCGCAUGCGAAGCCGAUCACUCACUCGUAGACCACGCCGAACUAAUCCUCGCCGUCGCCGAUACUUUAAUCGCCGGAGAAUCAAGAAUCAGAGGAACAGCCUCCGAACUUCCCGACUGGUACGCCGUGCUCCGUCUCGUUCGUCUGACUCACAACCCGGAACUCGUCGCGACUCAGUACAGCAGACUCGCCGUGUUGCUUAACCCGGGUCGGAAUCGGUUCCCGUACUCUGAGAAAGCUUUUAGGUUGAUCUCUGAUGCUUGGUAUGUUCUCUCUGAUCCUUCUAGAAAGGCAUUGUAUGAUAGGGAACUCCAUCUGAGUCAAUUUGGGAACCUCGGUCAAUUAGGGUUUCAGCUUUUCAAUCAAUCCCCUCCUCCUCCUCAACAUCAAUCGCAACCGCCUCAGCAUCAUCAACAUCAAUCGCAAUCGCCUCAGCAUCAGAACCAAACGUUGUCGUUUCAGAACCAGCAGUUACCAUUUCAGCUUCAUCAACCACAUUUUGCUCAGCCUGUACAGCAACAGCAAAGGUCUCAGUUUGAUCAGCAGUUAUUGCAGGAGCAACAACAAGCAUCUUGGAGGCAACAGUUUGGUCAAGAGCAAAGUAGUGAUUGGAAAAGACCAGUAGAGGAGGAGGAAGAGAGGUUGAUUAAUUUGAACAAUGCAACUGAUAGGGUUCAGUCUAGUCGUCGUUUUGCUGAGCCGGAGCGACCGCCUAGUAGAUCUUCUUCUCAUAGGACUCCUUCCACUGAUUUGACAUGGGCUUCAUCUAAGCCUACUCCAACAUCUGACUCUGUACACCAUUCUGACUCUGUCCCGUGGCAAUCCAGUGAGCCGGCUAGGCAGUAUCAGUCAUCUAGUAGGUCUAGUGAAGCUUCUCAUCUCUCGCUGCUUCCUUCUGUUUCAGACUCACCUCAUGCAUCUCAGCCAACUCGCUCGAUUCAGUCGCAUGCAGUCUCUAAACCGCAGCCAGUUUCUAAACCACAUCCGCCAGUCCCAAUGUCUCAGCCUCCAUCGACCUCUAAGCCAUUCCCUAUGUCUCAGUCACCACAGACCUCUAAUCCGUUCCCUGUGUAUCACUCAUCACCAAAGUCUAAGCCUUUGCCGGUUUCUCAGUCAUUACAAAAGUCUACUAAGCCAUUGCCGCUCUCUCAGUCAUCACAAAACUCUAACCAGUUCCCGGUGUCUCAGUCAUCAUCAAAGUCUAUGCCAUUCCCUGUGUCUCAGCCACUACCUACCUCUAACCCAUUUCCGGUGUCUCAGCCAGCACCAAACUCUAAACCAAUCUCCAUGUCUCAACCAUUAUCGACUGCUAGACCUUUCCAAGCAUCUCAGUCACCACCGGUCUCUAAGCAAUUUCCUAUAUCUCAGCCACCUCCGGCCUCUAAGCAAUUUCCUAUAUCUCAGCCACCUCCGACCUCCAAGGCAUUCCCGGUAUCUCAGCCACCACCAGCCUCUAAGCCAUUCCCAAUAUCACAGCCACCCAAUACCUUUAAUCCAGUGCCAGUAUCUCAGCCACCCACGACCUCUAAGCCAUUUUCCAUGUCUCAGCCAGCACCAGCCUCUAAGCCGUUCCCAACAUCACAGCCACCCAAUACCUCUAAGCCAAUGCCAGUAUCUCAGCCACCAACAACCUCUAAGCCGUUGCCAGUGUCUCAGCCACCUGCAGCCUCUAGUUCUCUCUCUCCACUGCCUUCUGUCUUCGAUUCAACUCAAUCAUUCGAGCCACCUCCAGUCUCUACUACUCCCUCUCCGGUUCCAGCAGCCUCUACUAUUCCAUCUCCACCACCGCCUGCGCCAGUCUCUCAGCCAACUCGGGGUUUUAACCAAACCCAACCUACAGAACAUACUCCAAAGAGCGGGGCUGCAAGACACAAUUCCGAGCCGGAGGUUCCGAGUUUCUGGACGACUUGUCCGUACUGCUACGUGCUUUAUGAGUAUCCCGUCAUUUACGAGGAAAGCGUGCUUAAAUGCCAAACUAAGAGCUGCAGGAGAGCUUACCAAGCGGUGAAGGUUCCUUCUCCACCGCCAGUUUCCGAAGAAGAUAGCUACUAUUGCUGUUGGGGUUUCUAUCCAGUAGGAUUCUCAGAAGUUACUAAAGUCCCAGUCAGUGGUUUACAGUCUAAAAUUCCAGUCUGUGAUUUACCUAAAUCAGCACCCAAAAAACCAUCUCCAAAGGUAUAUUAUUAUGACGAUGAAGAUGUUGAUGAUGAUUCAUACAUAGAUUCGGAUCUUAGUGACGACGAUGAUGAUGAUGAUGAUUGGCUGAUGAAUGGAACAAAAAGGAAGAAAAAUGUAAAGCAAAGUAAAGCUAAAGCUUCAACCAAAACAAAACGUCGAAAAGCAAUUGAGUAAAAAAAAAUCAGGUAGGGAACAGAAAGAGAACAACUUUCAUGUAAGGCUCUCUCUCUCUCUUCUUUAUUUCUGGCUCUGUUUGUUGUACUUUUAGUUGUAGUAGCUUCUAUUUUUAUGUAGUGUAGGGUAAAAUUGCUUUGCUUCCGCAGUUUCCAUGUUCUGUUUAGGCUCUGCUGCGGUCGGAUCGGUCUUAGUGAUUCGAGGUUAAGCUUAGAAACAACGUUUGUAACUUGUAAUGAUGUUCUGGUGCCUCUUUUUGGAUUAAUGUAGUAUCAUCCUUUUUUUGGAAAGACGGUGGAGUUUCAUCA
Messenger RNA from Camelina sativa (false flax), 2881 nucleotides. Lineage: Eukaryota; Viridiplantae; Streptophyta; Magnoliopsida; Brassicales; Brassicaceae. The record is from RefSeq and is a predicted model, not a curated record.